CAAAAUAACACCACUGAAGUGACUGAAUUCAUUCUUCUGGGAUUUGCUGGUCAACACAAGUCUUGGCAUAUACUUCUCAUAGUAUUUCUAGUGAUCUAUGUAGCUACCCUCAUGGGUAAUAUUGGAAUGAUACUACUCAUCAAAAUUGAUUCUUCUCUUCACACUCCCAUGUAUUUUUUUCUCCAACACCUGGCAUUUGUUGAUCUUUGUUACACCUCUGCUAUCACUCCCAUGAUGUUGGAAAACUUUGUAGAGACAAAACAAUCCAUCUCAUUCAUAGGAUGUAUGGUGCAAUUACUAGCCUAUGGUACUUUUGCAACAAGCGACUGUUACAUCCUGGCUGCUAUGACAGUAGACCGUUAUGUAGCCAUCUGUAACCCACUUCGCUAUCCAGUUGUCAUGUCCCAGAGACUCUGCAUUCAGCUGUUGGUUGGUUCAUAUGUCAUGGGUUUCCUAAAUGCCUCUGUAAACAUUAGUUUUACUUUCUCAUUGAACUUCUGCAAAUCCAAUACAACUAAUCACUUUUUUUGUGAUGAACCCCCAAUUCUUGCCCUAUCACGCUCCAUUAUUAACCUCAACAUCAUGCUACUAACAGUGUCUGUGGAAAUGAACUUGAUGUGCACUGUGUUGGUCGUCAUAUUUUCCUACAUAUAUACCCUGGCUGCCAUCCUAAGGAUAUCUUUUGCUGCAGGAAGGAAAAAAGCCUUCUCCACAUGUGCUUCUCACCUGACAGCAGUCACCAUUUUCUAUGGGACUCUUUCUUACAUGUAUCUACACCAUCAUACUAAUGAGUCUCAAGAGCAGGAAAAAGUGGCUUUUGUGUUUUAUGGAAUUAUUAUUCCCAUGUUAAACCCCUUGAUCUACAACCUGAGAAACUAAGAUGUGAUUGAAGCCCUAAAAAAGAUAGGAAAGAAAUG
Molecule: messenger RNA, 917 nt
Organism: Carlito syrichta (Philippine tarsier)
Lineage: Eukaryota; Metazoa; Chordata; Mammalia; Primates; Tarsiidae
Product: olfactory receptor 5AK2-like
Exons: 1
Coding region: 112-879 (255 amino acids)
Biological process (GO): sensory perception of smell; G protein-coupled receptor signaling pathway
Cellular component (GO): membrane
Molecular function (GO): odorant binding; G protein-coupled receptor activity; olfactory receptor activity
Source: RefSeq, a predicted model, not a curated record